Molecule: messenger RNA, 720 nt
Organism: Vicia faba (fava bean)
Lineage: Eukaryota; Viridiplantae; Streptophyta; Magnoliopsida; Fabales; Fabaceae
Source: the annotation of a GenBank genome assembly
AUGAAGGACCGCCCCUCGCUGUCUCCCAUGGCGCCAUCUACGUUCCUCCGCACCACCCGCUUCAUUUCUGCUUACGACGACGUCGUUUCCGAAGUUGAAGUUCCUUCAUUACCGAGUGGUUUCCCCAAUGAUAUCAUGCAGGAGUGGAAGCCAAAAUUUACAAUGCUGUUAAGUGAUGAGAGUAAGCAAGAGUUGAUUUCAAGGGAGAAAAAAGAUAGGCGUGAUUUUGAUGAAAUAUCAGUUUUGGCAACUAGAAUGGGCUUGUAUAGUCAUAUGUAUUCCAAGGUUGCUGUCUUCAGUAAGGUGCCACUUCCCAACUAUAGAUAUGAUUUGGACGAAAGGAGGCCUCAGAGGGAGGUGAGCAUGCCUAUCACCGUGUUCAGGCGGGUUGGUGCACAUUUUGAGGAAUACCUUAGUCGAAAGUCCAGGACAAACAAAAGCUUUUCAGAUUUGUCAAGCAGUGACGGCAGUCUUGGUACAGAUGAAGGGCCUUUUGAACAGCCUGAGCCGCUAGCAUCCAGUAAGGCUGUUGUGGAGAAAAUUCUCUGGCAGAGAAGCUUACAAAUGCGGGUUGUGCAACAAGCUUGGCAGGAGUCAUCUGAAGGAAAAAGAAUGCUAGAAUUUCGUAGAAAUCUCCCUGGUUAUAAAGAGAAAGAAGCAAUAUUAUCGGUCAUAUCAAAGAAUCAGGUGGAAUUGUGUAUCACCAAAACUAUUCUAUAA